Messenger RNA from Ilyonectria robusta, 1575 nucleotides. RefSeq names its product major facilitator superfamily domain-containing protein. Gene Ontology annotation, molecular function: transmembrane transporter activity. Bases 1 to 1575 code for a protein of 524 amino acids. The record is from RefSeq and is a predicted model, not a curated record. The transcript is spliced from 4 exons. Gene Ontology annotation, biological process: transmembrane transport. NCBI's taxonomy places the organism in Eukaryota, Fungi, Ascomycota, Sordariomycetes, Hypocreales, Nectriaceae.
AUGGAGAAGCCAGAUGUCGAGCACGUCUCUUCUGACGAAAGAUUGGACAAGCACCCGACUGUUGAAGCCUUUCCUCAGGCCGCUCGAGCCGAAGGCGGCGUUGUCCUCAAUGUCGAUUCACCCGGCGACUCGCCCCUUCAUCUUGCUGCAGAUGGCCAUACUGUUCUCCUGCCGCAGCCCACCGAGGACCCUAGUGACCCCCUGAACUGGCCCUCCUGGAAGAAACAUGCCAUUCUUCUCACAAUUGCCUGGGGAGCCUUUUGCGCCGACUUCACAUCGGCUGCUGGCAGCGCUCCGAUUCUGCUACAGGCCAUGGAGUGGCACGAGAGCAUUGCCAACGUCAACCACACCAACAGCAUUAACGUUUUGAUGAUGGCUUUGGGAGGCUUGAUCUGGGUCCCCAUGACAUCUUUCCUUGGACGAGCGCCGACACUAUUCUGGUCCAACUUUUUGGGGCUCAUCUUCUCUAUUCUCACCGCAAUUUCGCCCAAUUUUACCUUCUUCUUUGCUAUGCGAGCACUCACUGGCUUCUUCAUCACAUCGGCACAGACAAUCUCGAUCGCCUUCAUCAAGGACAUGUUCUUCUUCCAUGAACGCGCUCGCAAGAUUGGCCUGUGGGCAUUGCUCUACAUCGCCUCGCCAUUCUGGGGACCGUUGGUCGGAAACUUUGUUCUCGGCGGGACUGGUUCCUGGGAGAAUGUUUUCUGGGUCUGUGUCGGAGUCUGUGGUCUUGAUAUGAUCUUGAUCUUCAGCUUCCUUGACGAGACCUGGUACAAUCGCGAUAUUCCCUCUAGCGACCAACCUCCGCGCGGUCAUACCGUGCUAGCAAGGCUGUCUAGGGUCAUUGGAAUAUGGGAGCUCCAGCACCAUCGGCUUUACUACGAGACGGCAUACGAUUCUUUCAAGAGAUAUAUCCAGACUCUGCUCAAGCCACCGGUUUUCUUGAUCUUGUCCGCCUAUCUGCUCUUUUUUGCCUGGGCCAUCGGCAUCAACAUUACAACCGCCAUCCUAUUUGGCACACCGCGAGAAUUCGGUGGCUACGGCUACUCCUUCAAUGGUGUCGGUUACCUCUAUUUCUCUCCCAUUGUUGGAAUCAUGUUUGGCGAAGUCUUCGGCCACUAUUUCAACGACUUCGUCGCUCGUCGCUAUGUCCGAAAGCACAAUGGUGUGUUCGAGCCCGAGGCCCGUCUGUACACGAUUUACAUUUCCUCCGUCUUUAUGAUCGUCGGGCUCGUUCUGCUUGGACAGGCGCUUUUCCACCGCCUCUCAGCCGCAGCUGUCGUAAUGGGUUGGGGUCUACACAGUUUCGGUAUCAUGACCGCCUCCGUUGCCGUCACGGCAUAUGUCCUGGAUUCGUAUCCUACUGCGCCUGCGGAGGUUUCUGGCUGGUCCAAUUUUGCCCGAGCCAUCGGUGGCUUUGGUGUUGGCUAUUUCCAGCAGCCGUGGGGUGCAAAGGUCGGAUACGACGUUAGCUUUGGUACGCAAGCUGCUAUUGUGGCUGCUGGAGUUGUCAUCGUUGCUAUCGUUCAUCGAUACGGUCACAUUCUUCGCCUCAAGGCAGGGCCGGUGAGGUAG